Molecule: messenger RNA, 8698 nt
Organism: Sebastes umbrosus (honeycomb rockfish)
Lineage: Eukaryota; Metazoa; Chordata; Actinopteri; Perciformes; Sebastidae
Gene: plce1
Product: phospholipase C, epsilon 1
Exons: 46
Coding region: 596-7756 (2386 amino acids)
Biological process (GO): small GTPase-mediated signal transduction; phosphatidylinositol-mediated signaling; lipid metabolic process
Molecular function (GO): guanyl-nucleotide exchange factor activity; phosphatidylinositol-4,5-bisphosphate phospholipase C activity
Source: RefSeq, a predicted model, not a curated record
AGGCAACAGAGAAGAGAGCGGUUUCCUACCGCAGCACGAGCUGCCGCAAUCAACUGUCUAUCCGAGAGAGAGCUGUGAUACAAACCAGUCAGUCCACGAGAAGUUUAGCAGAACAUGUGUUCAACUAGUCCCGUGUGCUGAGUCUAGAUGGAUGCUAACUGGAUCUGACAACACUGCUCGGGCCUGCAAGUGGAUAACUAUGCCACAGAUACAUGUCAGGACCAAUCGGGGCACACACAUGGCCUUGUAAGCUGCGACUGUGAACCGUACUAUCAAGGAAAUUCCUCAGUCCUCCAGGGUGACCUCCGUGGGUUCUCUAUCUGGCGGUUUGUACAGCUGCACAAGCUUCUGUUUCUACAACACACAGAGCUCACUCUGUAUGGACAUGUUGUCUUAGUCACUCAAGAGGUCACUGGAAGCUGAAGGUAUUAUUCGCCCCAGCAGCAGCAGCAGCACAGGCCUAUGACCAUGAUGGCACACUGAAAUAGAAAAAGAAGCUUUGGACUGUUGAGUAGCAUGACCUGAAGCAGAUCUCUCUCAUCAUCAAAGGCUGCAGCUACACAAAGGAUAAAGCAGGACGCUCCAGGGAGACGCGAUGGCUACUGAAGAAAAUCAGACACAGGUCGGGGCUGUAGUCGUGGCUCAGCGGGCUUCGCCUCCAUCCGCCGGGAGCCGACCCAACAGAGAAGCCAGACCCGCAAAUGACAGCCAGGAAGCGUGGCGAUACUCUGACCAAUUGUGGCACUCGAAACAGCGGAGCAGCCCUUCCCUCCUCUUCUAUAGGAAGCUGUCGUGUGACAGUGGGAAAGGGACAAUUUUGGACGAGGAAUACGAGUGUUUGGAUUACAGAUCAAAACUCUCAAGUGCCGCAGAGAAACUUUAUCCGGAGCUGUCGGCUGGCAGGAGAAUUGAAGGAAUAACUAACACCGUUACUGCGAUACCUGGGAGAGGUUCAGAGGGAUCUCCGUGCCAGCUGGACAACCCUGGAGAGGGUGUGGAUGCAGGCCGAAACAGAACUGGCAGCACCCGCUGCUCCUGCACCCUGUCUAGCCUUUACAUGAGUCCAAACAUGUAUUGUUGCCACAGCCCUGGAUUCAGCCCGAGCCCCAAAUCCAGCCCCCUUCAAACUCCCAGUCCCUGCCCAAGUCCCUCUCUAGCCAACCAGCGACACCUCCGUCGCAGCAGCCUGCCUGUGUCUGGGCUUGCUUUCCACAAGACAUCACGCUGCCGCUCGUCUGGGUACAGUCCAUCCAGUGAGCCGAGCUCUUUGGCGUCAUCUCCCAGUAGUUCCCCCGUUACCAACCACCGCCAGCAUCACCAGAACGGAAGCGUCCACCGGCACCGUCUCAACAUCUACUCGAGUUUAGAGGGGCUCAACAGAAAGCCCAGGGUUAACAAAUGCUCCCUGGAGAAAGUGUUUCUGAGACGAGCAUCUCUCGAAACCGUGAGGAGAACCCUGAGGAACGACGAGAGGUUAUCAUCAGGAGCGACCAGGAACAGCAGCAGCGAUGAGGGGGAUGGAGAGGGUCUCCUGGAUAACGCCGAGUUUAUGAGGAACCGUAAAGAGCGCUCCACUGUCCUGGUGAGGCGCUUCUUCAAGAACAAUCAAAAGAUGACCAAGUCGGUGUGUACUGGAACCAGAGCGAUUGUGAAGACGCUGCCGUCAGGACACAUCUCAGAUGAGGUCUGGGAAGUGGUUGAUAAUCACAUGAUGUGGCAACCCAGCAAGGAGGAUAUGUGGCCGAUCGCGAUGCGCGGUAUGGAAGAAGAAGUCAGAGUCUGCAGGGAGAUGCUACGUUUUGUUGGAGUUAAGCUACAGCGGGUUAACAACUAUGUGCAGGACAGAGAGGAACUCAGCCUGAUUCAUCCCGCCAAAAAGCUCCUGCUGUCUGGAUGCGUGUGUCUCAGGGAGUCUCGCUGGCCAUCACACACCGUCGGCGCCGGCCCAGCCAGACCGGACCUGAACCGCUGCCUCAAUCCCUGGUGUUGUCAUCCUUCCCAUCCACUUAGGUUUUAUCGCGCUUGUGGUCAGAGGACGUCGGUGUGUUCCCUGCUGACCGGAGCCCUGCUAGAGGCCACAGCAGCUCUCGGCGCCCGCUCCGCUCUGCCCUGCCCUCUGCUCCCGGCCCCCAACAGCCACGCCGUGCUGAAAGAGCGUCAGUUGGCCAACAAUAUGAUCAGCAGCGGCUCUCUUCCUCCCAGCGUCAGUGGGAUCAGUAAGGAGCUGGCGGAGGUGCGCCACCUUGUCCAGUUCCCCGAGGAGAUCGCCUGCAUCCUCACCGAGCAAGAGCAGCAGCUUUACCAACGGGUCUUUCCCUUGGACUACCUCUGUUUCCUCUCUCGAGACCUGGGCAGCCCCGAGUGUCAAACCAAACGCCACCCAAACCUCAAGGCCUCGCUGUCCGUGCCCGCCAUGCCUACCCAGAGUGCUCAGCGAAGCAACGCUGUGGAGGACCUGGUGGCGCGGUUCAAUGAGGUGAGUUCGUGGGUGACGUGGUUGAUCCUGACAGCAGGGUCCAUGGAAGAGAAGAGAGAAGUUUUCUCCUACCUGGUCCACGUCGCUAAAUGCUGUUGGAACAUGGGAAACUACAACGGCGUCAUGGAGUUCCUGGCUGGACUCAGGUCCCGCAAGGUGCUGAAGAUGUGGCAGUUCAUGGACCAGUCGGACAUCGAGGCCAUGAGGAGCCUAAAGGACGCCAUGGCUCAGCACGAGUCUUCUUCUGAGUACAAGAAGGUUGUGACCAGAGCUCUCAAUAUCCCAGGAUGCAAGGUGGUGCCAUUCUGUGGGGUUUUUCUGAAGGAGCUGAGUGAUGCGUUAGACGGGACAGCAAGCAUCAUCAGCCUCAAACCACCUCUAGCUAACCCAGAGGACUCAAUAGAGUUUGUAUCCGACUACAGCGGCCAGCACAACUUCACGUCGCGGUCAGGUCCAGACGGACUACACGUGCCAGAGAAAGAAGCUACCGUCAGCAACAUCCUCCAGAUUAUCAGAUCUUGUAAUCGUAGUUUGGAGGCAGAGGAUCCUGAUGAGGCGUCCACCAGUCCCUCCUCUACUGGCCCAUCCCCCGCGUCCAGAAACAACUCCUUCAGGGACCGCUGCCGCAAUCAUUCCCAUUCAUUUAGGACACUGUCCGAAUCAAACCAUGUCUUGUUCAUGGUGGGGGAUUUGUCGGAUUCAGACGGAGACUUGUCGUCAGAGCCGGUGGUGAAAGAGGUGGAGUUUCAGGGGACUGAGGAGACGCACAGAGCUUUCAGCCAUGGCACUGAGCUCAUUCCCUGGUACGUGUUGUCGCUACAACCAGACGUUCACCAGUUUCUGCUGCAGGGCGCUACAGUCAUCCACUACGACCAGGACAGCCACCUCACCGCUCGCUGUCUGCUGCGAUUACAACCUGACAACACAACACUCACCUGGGGUAAGCCUCAGAGCGGAGGGGCUUCCCCACCAGAGCAACCGCUGGGAUUAGGACAGACUGUAGUGGCGGGACUAGCAGAGGGCCUUUUGGACCUGGGAGUGGUGAAGGCAGUGUUCCUGGGUCAUCAGGGAGUCGACGUUCAUGCUGUAUGUUUGCAAAACAAGCUGAGCCAGAUGACAGUGGAGGAGAACGGUCUCACCCUCCUCUACGGUCUCAGUACCACCGACAACAGACUCCUGCACUUUGUGGCCCCCAACAACACGGCACAGAUGCUCCAUAAAGGCCUAUCGGAGCUGGUGAAUGCAACCAGGAAAUUAAAGAAGUUUCCUGACCAAAGGUUGCAGUGGCUGAGGAAGCAGUAUGUCAGCUUAUAUCAGGAGGACGGCAGGUACGAAGGCCCUACCCUCGCUCAUGCCAUUGAGCUGUUUGGUGGGCGGAGGUGGAACAUGGGUACAGGCGGAGUGGAGAAAUCUGCCGCUCAGAAAAACAGCCCUCUGAGCAUCAAUGAUAAGACCAAGAAGAAGAAGAAGGUCCUUGUCAGGGGAGACAGUGGGGAUUGCACGGAUGACGAGAUGGUUUCCAGGAAAACACGGAGCUGUAAGGAGGGACUGUAUCGAAACGGGCCGGAGUCUGACAGCAUCGACCAAGAAGAUCCAGAGGACAGCUUCCCUGGACCGUUCUCCCUCUCAUCCAGUAAAAGCCCUGGAUUGCUAGCCUCUUCCUCCUCCUCAUCCUCCUCCUCCAGCAUGGCGGGGUCCAACCAUUCCCGCCCGCAAUCCUCUCCGAUCCUCUCAGGAACUGCCAAGUCACAACCAGGGGCGUGGAGCAGCAGGUCGUGGCACGGUCGAGGUAAAGGCUGUUUCAAAGGCUUCCAGAAUCUCAUGAUUUCCGACAGCACGAUGAGCUUCAUCGAGUUUGUCGAGCUCUUCAAGUCAUUCAGCAUUCGAAGCAGGAAGGACCUGAAGGAGCUGUUUGACAUCUUCGCUGUCCCCUGCAGUCGCUCAAGUCCAGAGUCUGCUCCUCUCUACACCAACCUCAGCAUAGACGACAAAGACACGGGGCUCCAGCCAGACCUCGACUUAUUAACCCGCAACGGUUCUGAUCUCGGCCUGUUUAUCCGGACGAGGCAGCAGAUGUCUGACAACCAGAGGCAGAUCUCAGACGCCAUCGCGGCAGCCAGCAUCGUGACCAACGGGACGGGGGUGGAAAACGCAUCACUGGGCGUCUUGGGAUUGACUAUCCCUCAGCUCAACGACUUCCUAGUGAACUGUCAGAGAGAGCACCUGAGCUACGAUGAGAUUCUCAGCAUUAUACAGAAAUUUGAGCCUUCAUCAAGCAUGAGGCAGAUGGGUUGGAUGUCUUUUGAAGGCUUUGCAAGGUUCCUGAUGGAUAAGGAGAACUUUGCUUCUCGUAAUGAGGAAUCCCAGAUGAACCCGGAGGAGCUGCAGUACCCUCUGUCCUACUACUACAUUGAGUCUUCUCAUAACACCUAUCUGACUGGACACCAGCUCAAAGGAGAGUCCUCUGUUGAGCUUUACAGUCAGGUGCUGCUGCAAGGCUGUAGGAGCGUCGAGUUGGACUGCUGGGACGGAGAUGAUGGCAUGCCAGUUAUUUAUCAUGGACACACGCUCACCACGAAAAUACCCUUCAAGGAUGUGGUGGAAGCAGUUAACCGGUCUGCAUUCGUCAAUUCGGACAUGCCCGUCAUCCUGUCCAUAGAGAACCACUGUUCCCUUCCACAGCAACGCAAGAUGGCUGAAAUCUUCAAGACGGUGUGCGGGGAUCGCCUCGUGACGCGCUUCCUCUUCGAGGGCGACUUCAGCGACGACCCUCACCUGCCGUCGCCAUGGCAGCUGCGUGGGAGGAUCCUCCUCAAGAACAAGAAGCUCAAAGCGCACCAGGCGUCGGUGGACUUACUCAAACAGAAGGCUCACCAGCUGGCCCACAUGCAGGCCCAGGCUAGCAACGGGUCACCGGGGGUUACUUCGCCUGGCAACCACACCAAUGAGGAAGAGGAGGAGGAAGAAGACGAGUAUGACUACGACUAUGAGUCUCUAUCAGAUGCUGAUGUCCUCACAGCCUCUACUGCCUCGUAUGGCCUGGAAGAUAACAUCCUGGAUGACAAGCCAGAUGGGAAGAGCUCAGCAGACAAAGAAGAGCAACCCGUUGAUGAAAUACCGAAGAGGAUGAAGAAGUCUGAUAGCACCACGCAGAGCAAAGGAAAGGUGUUCGACAUGGAGCUGGGCGAGGAGUUUUACCUUCCUCAGAACAAGAAGGAGAGUCGACAGAUCGCCCAGGAGCUGUCCGACCUCAUCAUCUACUGCCAGGCUGUGAAAUUCCCAGGCCUGUCCACGCUGUCUCCAGCCGGCUCUGGCAGGGGGAAGGACCGAGGAAAGAGCAGGAAGUCCAUAUUUGGCACAGCUCCAGCUCGCUCCAGCACAACAGGAGAGGUCACGACCCAGAGCCGCACCCCUGGGAAAGGCGGCGCUGAGCGUCUGAGCUGGGAGGAGCAUCAGCAGACGUCUCCCGUCCUCAACCCCCCCACCUCUCUCAGCGCCAUCAUCCGCACCCCCAAGUGCUACCACAUCUCCUCCGUCAACGAGAACGCCGCCAAGCGCCUGUGCCGGUGCAGGCGGUACUACCAGAAGUUGAUCCACCACACCGUGUGCCAGCUGCUCAGGACGUAUCCGGCAGCCACCAGGAUCGACUCGACCAACCCCAACCCUCUGCUCUUCUGGCUGCACGGCAUCCAGCUGGUGGCGCUCAACUAUCAGACUGAUGACUUGCCCAUGCAGUUGAACACAGCUCUGUUUGAGGCCAACGGCGGCUGUGGCUACGUCCUGAAGCCGGCGGUGCUGUGGGACCGUAGCUGUCCGCUCUAUCAGCAGUUCUGUCCGAUGGAGAGGGAUGUGGAGAAAAUGAGCCCCGGAGUCUAUUCCCUCACGAUCGUCUCCGGUCAGAACAUCUGUCCCGGUAACAGCGCCGGCAGCCCCUGCAUCGAGGUGGACGUUCUGGGCAUGCACAUCGACAGCUGCCACUUCCGCACCAAACCCAUCCACCGCAACACCCUCAACCCCAUGUGGAGCGAGCACUUCCAGUUCAGCGUGCACUUUGAAGACAUGUGCUUCCUGCGCUUCGCCGUGGUGGAGAACAACAGUUCCCAGACUACCGCUCAGAGGACUCUGCCUCUGAAGGCCCUCAAGCCAGGUUACAGACAUGUCCAGUUGAGGACACAACACAAUGAACCUCUCGAAGUGUCAAGCUUGUUUAUCUACAGCCGCAGAAUAGAGGAAGGUCCCACAGGGGGCGCUACUCCCUCAUCACUGCUGUUCAGUUCAGAGGAGAAACGUGCGUCGCAGCAGCACAGGGUGACGGUGUACGGAGCUCCUGGUCCUGAGCUCUUCACUGUGUUCUGUGUUACAGAACAGACGACCGCCAAACAGCUGCUGGAUACGGUUGUAGCAUCUGCAGGAAACCCGUCAGAGUACUUCCUGUGCGAGGAGAAGGUUCCUCUGUUGAAGGAGCGCAGCGAGGUGAAGCGCUGUGCUCAGCAUCGUUCUCUAGCGCCCGAGGAGGAGGUGGUCAGACUGGUCUCCAGCUGGAACGCUGAGGAGGGAUACGUGGGCAGGAUCUGCCUCAAGACGAGAGAAGAGAACUUAAAUGAGAAGAACUCAGUGCUGGAGGGAGAGGAGGAGGUGGCUUUGGGAGGUAGAGAAGGAGGAACAGAGGACGAUAUGUUCUUCGUCCAGGUCCAUGAAGUUUCACCAGAGCAGCCUCACACUGUGAUUAAGGCCCCGCGCUACAGCACUGCUCAGGACAUCAUACAGCAGACUUUGUCAAAGGCGAAGUAUUCCUACAGUAUCCUAUGUAAUCCCAAUCCAUGUGACUACGUCCUGAUGGAGGAAGUGACCAGGGACGCCGGCUCUAAGAAGUCCUCUGCUGCCAAACCCCUACAGCGGGUUUUGCUGGAUCACGAGUGUGUCUACCAAGCUCAGAGCCGCUGGCGGGGAGCGGGAAAGUUCAUACUUAAACUCAAAGAGCAGGUGGGGCGGGAAGACAAAAAGAAAGUAAUUUCCUUUGCCAGCGAGCUCAAGAAGCUGACCAGUCGCAGCCGCAGCAUGACGACUGGCGGCGGAGUGGACGGUCCCGCCCAGAGGUAUCUGUCUGCAGCUGCAGGCCUGAAGGCGUGGGUGGCAGAGGGCAGGGUGGGGGCAGGGAGGUUCCUACAGGCCUCCUCCUCCUUCAGAGGGGAACUCCAGCCUGUCCUUCUGCCCACCUCCUCUCUGACCCCCCCAGCCUGGAAGCUUCACCUCCUCAGGAACUGGAAGAUCCUCAAAUGAAGUCUGGAGAGAGAGUCUUGGGUUGACUACUUCUAAACUUGGAGGAUUCUCCUUUCCAGAAGAAGGCGAGGUGUUUCAGCGAGGGUCCGAUGUGCUCCUCUCUACGUCCUGAAGGGGUCUGAUCCGGCCUCGUGUUAGUUGAGCGAAUGGAGGACAGGAUUCAAGCCCCGUUAGCGGGUUAGAUGACAGAUGUUCAGCCCCUUUGCUUGGUCGGACGAUUGACAGGAGUUUCACCCAGUCAGAAGUCCCGUCCAGUGUCACUUUAGACCAGUGAUGUUGGGGCAGGUACUUCUGGCUCUUCUUGGUUUAUUGGUUGUAGGGUGGCUCCAGAGAGAGUCUGGAGUACCAGAGGCAGCUUAUUGAUGUCAUCGGGUAUGUGAUAAAAAGGUGUACUUCCCUGAGUCACAUUCAAAGGAUGAAGAGGUAUUGGUGGCACUUUUUAUCUCCCAAAAUUACACCAGAAGAUAAGAAGGAGGGCUGCAAAACUUUAUUGAGUUUAGUGAACCACAAUUCUUCUAAGAGUUAAUUAAGUGUCCUAGCACAUGCUACAGUUCGCUAUUGGAUGACUCUUAUCAUGUAUUUGAUUUUAAGUAAGUUUAUAAACUAUUUCCACCUUUCUGGUAUCGCACAGAGCAGACGGAGGGAGAUCAGCUUGUAAAAAUGGAAGGAGAGAUGUAGGAGAGUCCGAGGCCUGAUGAGGUGAAACAGUAUUCUUCUCUUUCUCAGGUAUGGGCUCUUGUUUUUCUGAGGGCAUUGUGAAGGAGGCUGACAAGCAGGCUUGUUUAGUUCUUUUCUUACUGUUCCAAGUUUCACAGUACUGUAAGGGCACAUUUUGGGCAUCGUUCAUAGGACGAGGCAACAAAACGUGAGACAGAUAUUCAGAUAUUCUGGCAAUUUCUUGGACAGUGUUGUCGCUGUCCUAAAGGUGACGAUAGCUGUCCA